Molecule: messenger RNA, 1757 nt
Organism: Asparagus officinalis (garden asparagus)
Lineage: Eukaryota; Viridiplantae; Streptophyta; Magnoliopsida; Asparagales; Asparagaceae
Product: aldehyde oxidase GLOX-like
Source: RefSeq, a predicted model, not a curated record
AUGCACACCGCCGUCACCCACCUCGGCACCGUCAUCCUCCUCGACCGCACCCACAUCGGCUCCAACCUCUCCCUCCCCCGCUGCGCGGGUCCCCGACUGCUCCGCCCACUCCGCCCCUUCGACCCGCACCCGCUCCCUCCGCCCCUACGCAUCAUCACGACACCUGUGCUCCUCCGGCCAGUUCCUCCCGACGGAUCCCUCCUCCAGACCGGCGGCGACCUCGACGGCUUCGCAAGUUCCGCAGAUCAACCCUCCGCUCUCGCCGGCUGGAUCGAGCUCAGCUCCCCGUCCCUCUCGCCGGCCGCUUGUACGCACCGAUCAGAUUCUGCCCAACGGCUCCGUCAUCAUUCGUCGGCGCCGCGCCGCCCUCCGUUGAAUUUACACCGCCGCGCGUUCAUCUCCGCUGCGACCGUUCCCGUUCCUCGCCGCCGCCGGCGACGAGCAGAUGGACAACUCUACCCGUUCGUGCAUUUGUUGCACGGCAACCUCUUCGUCUUCGCCAACUCCCGAUCCGUCGAGUACGACCCCCGAAACGGUGACGUCAUCCGGGAGUUCCCGCCGCUCGCCGCGGGCCCGCGCAACUACCCGUCCGCUGGCUCAUCCGCCAUGCUCCCCCUCACCCCCGGCGCCGGCGGUUACACCGACGCGGAGAUCGUCAUCUGCGGCGGGGCCCAGUACGGGGUCUACUUGCAUCGGGACGCGGAGGCGGCGGCCGGGACCACCUGCGGACGGAUGACCGCGACCGACCCGAACCCGGUCUGGGCGACCGAAGAAAUGCCGAUGCCGAGAAUCAUGGGCGACAUGGUAAUCCUGCCGACCGGAGUUCUGAUCAUCAACGGAGCUUAGCCGGGCUCUCAAGGGUUCGAGCUGGCGUCGAAUCCGGCACUGAACCCGAUUCUGUAUCGACCGGACCAACCGAUCGGCCUCCGUUCAUGUGCUGACCCCGACGACGAUCCGAGAAUGUACCACUCGACCGCCAACUUGCUACCGGACGGAGCGGUUCUACUGGCCGGUAGCAACCCGCACUUAUUUUAUAAGUUCGAUUCGGAGUUCGACGAGUUGCGGAUCGAAGCGUUUUCGCCCGAAUAUUUGGCGGCGGAUAAGGACAACAUCCGGCCAGGAUUGAGGUGGGGCCCGUCAAGGUUGGGUACGGGGUUAGUUCGAGUCCAGGUGGCGGUGAGUCUACCGGCGGUGGGGAUAAUCGAGGUGAACUGGCUGAACGCUCCGUUCGUGACGCACUCGUUCGCGCAGGGCCAGAGGAUGGUGCGGCUGCCGGUGGGGCCCGCGAUGGCGGUGCGGGAGCGGGCGUACGGGUUGCAUCGGUAUCGGGUCGGGUGCAGGUCUCCGCCGACCAGAGUGGCGCCGCCGGGGUUUUAUAUGGUUUUCGCGGUUAACCAGGGAGUGCCAAGCGUGGCUUCAUGGGUCCAGUUGGUAGGCUAGGGCCCGGGCCCGCUCCUUUUGGUGGGCGACAAAAAUAAAAAAUAAAAACCUUUUUUUUCGUCCCCCCGAAUAAGAAAUUGGGUCCAGUAUUGGUGGGCUUGGGUGGAGAGAGGGGAAUCCGAAAUGUGAAUCAUUUGCUCGUGCUUGGUUUGUCUAAUGGGAUGCGGCGCUUAAAAGGCUUAUUAGUAAAGUUGCUUGUAUCUCUCGUAUGGUUUCAAGUGUAAAAGCGUGUAUAUUUUGUUAAAUAAACCAACUGUAACUAACUUUUUUAGCGGAAAGUAUAAGAUCCUUGUGACCGAUGAUGAUUGCUUGUUGGA